Molecule: messenger RNA, 2927 nt
Organism: Daktulosphaira vitifoliae (grape phylloxera)
Lineage: Eukaryota; Metazoa; Arthropoda; Insecta; Hemiptera; Phylloxeridae
Product: angiotensin-converting enzyme-like
Exons: 13
Coding region: 259-2562 (767 amino acids)
Biological process (GO): proteolysis
Cellular component (GO): plasma membrane
Molecular function (GO): peptidyl-dipeptidase activity; metallopeptidase activity
Source: RefSeq, a predicted model, not a curated record
GUUGUCCGAACUCAUUAAACAGUCGCCGCAUAUAUGCAACGCGUACGAUUAGUCUGCCCGCAGUUUGACGUUCACUGUUCUAAGUGUUGACGGUGGAAAUUUUCGUUCGUUCUCAGACAUCGUUUACGGAUGUGAACUAUUGUCGUAGUUUGUUAGAUUUAUGAAACGCAUCGUAUUGUUUUUUCAUUGAAUAUUAGUCAAGUAUAUACAUUUCGAAGACACUUGUGAAACAUUUUUUUUUUUUAAUUUGCAGCCGUAAUGACGAUUCCGGUCGUUUGGGUGGCGUUGUUGGCCGCUGUCGCGCUGACGGCUGGUCAGAGGGAUCGAGGCGAUAACAAGUACAUAGAUCCUAACGAUUUCUUUUUGGCUGAUGAUCCGCGAAAUAGACAGGUACACGAGGCUUUCAACAGGUACGCUAUUUUGCAGCAAGAGCAACAGCAGAGGGGUAGGUCGGGAAUCGAUAGUUUCUUGACGCAGCAACAGCAACAGCAAUUGCAACUGCAACAGCAGCGCCAAGCCAUCCAGGGCACGACUCGGGGCGGUCGGAAAUUUAGUACUGAAACUCCCGAACAGAGCUUUGAUACGACACCCGGCGGUAGGUUUUCGUCCAGGUUAGAUUCGUCACCGAAUCCUCUUCAGCAAGGACCUCUGAUGUUAUCCAACAGUAACUUGAGGCAGCUUUUACAACAACUCGACAUUGCUGGCUCACAACAGUGCAAUUUAAAUGUUCAGGCUCAGUGGGAUUUCGAAACCAACGUAAAUGAAGCUACACAAAUCAGAGCAUUGGAACAACAGCUGUUGUAUUCAGAAUUUCAAAGAAAAGUACAUUCGAUCAUGAAUAGAUUGACUACGGACAACAUUAUUGAUCCUAACCUGAGACGGCAGUUGAAGUAUUUGUCCAUGCCUGGACCAUCCGCUUUGUCACCUGAACAAUUGAGUCGGUAUAACCGUCUCAUAAACGACAUGUUAGCUGUUUACAACAGCGCCUCCGUUUGCGCAUACGAUGAGCCGCUCCGGUGUGGACUUAGAUUAGAUCCAGAUUUGAACUUAAUAAUGUCCCGAAGCCGAGACUGGAAUGAGUUACAGCACACGUGGAUUGAGUGGAGGAGAAGAACUGGGCAAAAAAUUAGAGAUAUGUUUGAACAGUUAGUAGAUGUUUCUAACCAGGCUGCAUCGGUAAACAAUGUAUCAGACGCUGCUGAAAUGUGGAAGUUUCCAUAUGAAUCAGCAUCUCUCAGAUUUGAAUUAGAAGAUGCUUGGGAACAAAUCAAGCCUCUGUAUGAACAACUUCAUGCGUACGUUAGGAAGAAGUUGCGUGAUCUCUAUGGACCAGAAAGAAUAAGUCGUGAAGCUCCUUUACCUGCACACGUCUUAGGAAACAUGUGGGGACAAUCUUGGGAAAAUAUUUUGGACCUUACUAUACCUUAUCCUGGUAAAAAUUAUUUAGAUGUUACACCACAGAUGAUCAAACAGGGCUAUACGCCAGCAGCCAUGUUCAGGGUAGCUGAAGAAUUCUUUAUUUCUUUGAACAUGUCUGCAAUGCCUCAAUCAUUUUGGGGUAAUUCAGUUUUUGAAGAGCUUCCAGGUCAACCAAUUAUUUGUCAACCUUCUGCGUGGGAUUUUUGUAACAGACAAGACUAUAGAAUAAAAAUGUGUACUCAAGUAAAUAUGAAAGAUUUUAUAACUGUUCACCACGAGAUGGCUCACGUUCAAUAUUUUUUGAAUUACAAACAUCAACCAAAAGUUUAUCGCGAUGGAGCUAAUCCAGGUUUUCACGAAGCUAUUAGUGAGGCCAUAUCUUUGUCAGUUUCAACGCCAAAACAUUUACAGACUUUGGGUUUAAUAUUAAAUUCAGUUGAUGACAUUCCACAUAACAUUAACUAUUUAUUUGGACUUGCAAUGGAUAAGUUGACAUUUUUGCCAUUUAGCUUGGCAUUAGACUUAUGGAGGUGGGAUAUUUUCAGAGGAGCAACUCAUAAGGAAAGAUAUAACUGCCAUUGGUGGGAUUUACGUGAACGUUUAAGUGGAGUGAAACCACCAGUGCUAAGAUCUGAAACGGAUUUUGAUCCAGGAUCCAAAUACCAUGUGCCCGCUAAUAUUCCGUACAUUGGGUAUUAUUUUGGCACAAUACUUCAAUUCCAAAUUCACAGAGCUAUGUGUUUAGCUUCCGGUCAGUACAGACCAAACGAUCCCAACAAACUACUUCAUAAGUGUGAUGUCUACAGAAGCAAAGAAGCCGGUGACAUCUUAAAAAAACUUAUGGAACCGGGUUCGUCGGAAAAUUGGAGAGACACAUUAUCAUUAGCCAUAGGUGAAAAUCGGCUAGACGGAUCUGCUUUAAGAGAAUUCUUUCAACCUCUUGAAGAAUGGUUGCGAAAUGAAAAUCUUAGAACUGAACAAUUUAUUGGAUGGACAUACGAUGGAGAUUACUGUAAGCAUAGCAUCGAAACAGCCAAUUUACAAGUAUACGGAGGAUUUUACAAUGGAGCUACUUCUUUAACAACGUCCACCGUAAUGCUCUUUUCAUCAUUAUCUGUUUUGUUUUUGAUGAAAAAUAUUUGAGAGGCAAUUUUUUCCUGUUAGGCAGUUUUUUUACGAUUGUAGAAUAUUUAUACAAUGUGCUUAAUUAAUUUAUUAGCUAUUAUAACAUAUAUAUAUAUAUAUAUAUAAAUCUAUAGUCAGAAAAACUAUUUCGCUUAAACAGAAAACCGCAGAAUCUGUAAAUCCGUACUUCCAUCACAAUAUAACCCAAAUUUGUCGGUCAACUCAAUGCAUUGAUAAUCUGUUAAUUAAAUCAGUAGACAUAUUUUAUGUGUAAAUAACUUUAUUACACUUCUAAUACUUUUACACUAUUUUAGACUUAAGAAUAAUUUUUAGGCGGUAAGACUGGAUUUAAGUUAAAAAUGAAAAAACUUCAAUUAAAUCUC